CUGGGAACUGUAGACGAGGAGCCAUCCUCAGUGACUGGAAGAAAAGACUCCCUGAGUAUCAACCUGGAGUUUGUGAAGGUCAGCUUAUCCAGGAUGAGGCGCACCGGGGGCCCCACCUUCAUCGAAAGCUUCAUCCCUGCUAAAGGGGGCAAGAUGGACACCACCCUCAUCAACAUCUCAGCUGUGUGCGACAUAGGCUCCGCCUCCUUCAAGUACGACAUGCGGCGCCUGAGCGAGAUCCUGGCGUUCCCCAGAGCCUGGUACCGGCGCAGCAUCGCCAGGCGCCUCUUCCUCGGAGACCAGACCAUCAUCCUCCCAGCAUCUGGUCCGGCGACCCCAGACUCUGCGGAGAACAUCACGCAGCACCUCUCCCCGGAGUCCAGCCGGAAGGCCUACUGGGGCACCUGGGACCGCGGCUCCGGGUCUCAGCACCUGCCCCAGUCCCCCAGCGUGUUCUCAGAGCACAGCAGCGUGUCCCCGGGGGGCCCCGGCCUCCUCAGGUCUCCGGCCCCCGGACGCACCCGCAGCGUCUCCGACUCCGCCGCGCCCCGGAGAGCCGCCUCCCCUCCAGGCUCAGUGACCAAAACCUCCACCCCCGCCUUCGGGAAGAACGGGAAGGCGGCGGGGCCGCAGGGGUCUCCCUGGGAGACGCUGGUGGUGUUCGCCAUCAACCUGAAGCAGCUCACCGUGCAGAUGAACAUGAGCAACGUGAUGGGCAACAACACCUGGACCACCAGCGGGCUGAAGAGCCAGGGCCGGCUCUCCGUCGGCAGCAACCGCGACCGAGAGAUCAGCAUGUCGGUGGGCCUGGGCCGCUCCAAGCUGGACUCCAAAGGGGGGGUGGUGGGCGGCAACAUCGACGUGAACACCCUGGAGAUGGUCUCCCACAUCUCAGAACAUCCCAACCAGCAGCCCAGCCACAAGAUCCAGAUCACCCUGGGCUCCACCGAGGCCCGCGUGGACUACAUGGGCUCCAGCAUCCUGAUGGGCGUCUUCAGCAACGCCGACCUGAAGCUGUGGGACGAGUGGAAGGUCAACCUGUGCUCGGCCGACACCAGCAUGUCUGAGAAGAGCGUGAUCUUUGUGCACGGCGACCUGCAGUGGGACAUCUUCCAGGUCAUCAUCUCCCGCUCCACCACGCCGGACCUCAUCAAGAUCGGCAUGAAGCUGCAGGAGUUCUUCACGCAGCAGUUCGACACCAGCAAGCGGGCCCUGUCCACGUGGGGCCCCGGGCCCUACCUGCCCCCCAAGACCCCCAUCAUCAACACGGAGAAGGGCUCCACCGAGCUGUACAUGGACGCCGCCCACCACCGCCACUGGCCCGGCGUGCUGAAGGUCAUCGCCGGCUGCCACAUCUCGCUGUUCCAGAUGCCCCUGCCCGAGGACGCCGUGCAGCUGGGCGGCUCCAUGAGUCUCCAUGGCAACCACAUGACGCUGGCCUGCUUCCACGGGCCCAACUUCCGCUCCAAGUCCUGGGCGCUGUUCCACCUGGAGGAGCCCAACAUCGCCUUCUGGACGGAGGCCCAAAAGAUCUGGGAGGACGGCUCCACAGACGAGUCCACCUACAUCGUGCAGACGCUGGACUUCCACCUGGGACACAACACCAUGGUGACCAAACCCUGCGGCGCCCUGGAAAGCCCGAUGGCCACCAUCACCAAGAUCACCCGCCGGCGCCACGAGAACCCGCCGCACGGCGUGGCCACCGUCAAGGAGUGGUUCAACUACGUCACCGCCAUGAGGAACGAGGAGCUCAACCUGCUGAGGAACGUGGAGGCCAACAACCAGGAGAGCGGGGUGGCGGCCAAAAGCUCCAGCCUGCUGAGCAGCUUCCGCAGCUCCUCCAGCUACAACCACGAGACCGAGACCAUCUUCGCCCUGCCCCGGAUGCAGCUGGACUUCAAGUCCAGCCACGUCCAGGACCCCGAGGAGCCCUCGCUGACCGACUCGGACAGCAAACCCAAAGUGGAGUGCAGCGUGGUGACCGAGUUCACUGACCACAUCUGCGUGACCAUGGACGCCGAGCUCAUCAUGUUCCUGCACGACCUGGUGUCGGCCUACCUGAAGGAGAAGGAGAAAGCUCUCUUUGCUCCUCGGAUGUUUGCCGCCCGCCCCGCGCAGAAGAGUCCGACCGCCCUGCACGACGGCGCCGGCGGCAGCAGCGCGGAGAGCAAAGAGGAGGGCAUCAACUACACCACCGUGGACUGGAGGGAGUUCAUGUGCAACACCUGGCAGCUGGAGCCCACGCUCAGGCUCAUCUCCUGGACGGGCAGGAAGAUCGACCCGGUCGGGGUGGACUACAUCCUGCAGAAACUGGGCUUCCACCACGCCCGGACCACCAUCCCCAAGUGGCUGCAGAGGGGCGUCAUGGACCCGCUGGACAAGGUGCUGUCCGUGCUCAUCAAGAAGCUGGGAACCGCCCUGCAGGACGAGAAGGACAAGAAGGGCCGAGACAAGGAGGAGCACUGA
Molecule: messenger RNA, 2466 nt
Organism: Menidia menidia (Atlantic silverside)
Lineage: Eukaryota; Metazoa; Chordata; Actinopteri; Atheriniformes; Atherinopsidae
Source: the annotation of a GenBank genome assembly